AUGGUGGUAGACUUAGACAAGCAUUUACGGCCCGGGAAAUCAUGCUAUGUGGCUUUAGGACUUGAAGGGUCAGCUAACAAGUUGGGAGUAGGUGUAAUUAAGCACUUACCUGGUCCCUUAACUUCAAGUAAUCGCGCACAAGUUUUAUCUAAUAUACGAGAUACAUAUAUAACGCCGCCAGGAGAAGGUUUUUUGCCUCGAGAUACUGCAAGACAUCAUAGGAACUGGAUAGUACGAGUUAUCAAGAAGGCACUUGCUACUGCACAGAUCUCAGGAGAAGAUAUUGAUUGUAUUUGUUUUACACAAGGUCCAGGAAUGGGUGCACCUUUACAAAGUGUUGUUAUAGCAGCAAGAACUUUGGCCCAAUUAUGGGAUAUACCUUUAGUCGGAGUGAACCAUUGUGUUGGCCAUAUUGAAAUGGGGAGAGAAAUCACCGGCGCUUCGAAUCCAGUAGUUUUGUACGUGAGUGGUGGCAAUACUCAAGUCAUUGCUUAUUCUAAACAGCGGUAUCGUAUAUUUGGGGAAACUUUGGAUAUUGCUAUUGGAAAUUGUCUCGAUCGGUUUGCUAGAACUUUGAAGAUUCCAAAUGAACCCGCCCCUGGUUACAACAUUGAGCAAAUGGCUAAGCGUGGCAAGCAUCUAGUGAAUUUACCAUAUACCGUUAAAGGAAUGGAUUUAUCAAUGUCGGGUAUCUUGGCUUCUAUUGAUGGUAUUGCAAAGGACAUGUUUAGUACAAAGCAAAGAAAGAAUUUGGUAGAUAAAGAGACUGGGGAAUUAAUCACAGCAGAAGAUUUAUGUUUUUCAUUACAGGAAGUGUUAUUUAGCAUGCUAGUUGAGAUUACUGAGCGCGCUUUAGCUCAUGUUGACAGUAACCAAGUUCUAAUAGUUGGUGGUGUGGGAUCGAAUGAAAGGCUACAGGAGAUGAUGAAGCUUAUGAUUCAAGAUCGGUUAAAUGGACAAAUUUUUGCUACAGACGAAAGAUUUUGUAUAGAUAAUGGGAUAAUGAUUGCUCAUGCUGGGUUGUUGCAAUAUAGGAUGGGACAAACCACCGAGUUAAAUGACAGUGUGUGUACACAAAGGUUUAGAACAGAUGAAGUGCUUAUCAAUUGGAGAGAUGAUUAA
Molecule: messenger RNA, 1122 nt
Organism: Lodderomyces oxycetoniae
Lineage: Eukaryota; Fungi; Ascomycota; Pichiomycetes; Serinales; Debaryomycetaceae
Product: chromatin DNA-binding HSP70/DnaK family ATPase
Exons: 1
Coding region: 1-1122 (373 amino acids)
Biological process (GO): tRNA threonylcarbamoyladenosine modification
Cellular component (GO): cytoplasm; EKC/KEOPS complex
Source: RefSeq, a predicted model, not a curated record